ACUAAGCACAGCACCUGAGCAGUGACCGCUUACACAAUGGCCCCACUGAGCCAGAGCCACAACAUGCUGACGCUAGUGUCGCUCGCUCUGGGCUUGUGUCAGUUCGUCGGCAUCUCAGCCUUUAACUUGGACACGGAUGGCGCACUGAGGAAAGACGGGGAGGCGGAGAGUCUGUUUGGUUUCUCUCUGGCCAUGCAUCACCAGAAACAAAUGGGGGACCGUAAAGUAUUGCUAGUAGGUGCUCCUCAUGCCAAAGCCUUGGGGAAGCAGAGGGCAAAUGUAACAGGAGGACUGUAUGGCUGUGGUUUCACAACUGAACCCAAUGACUGUCAACGCAUCCAGUUUGACACAACAGAAACUGCGGAGGACCACAAAGAGAACCAGUGGAUGGGAGUGAGAGUUCAGAGCCAGGGCCCUGGGGGAAAGGUUGUGGUGUGUGCCCACCGCUACCAGAGAGGGAAGUCGGAGGAGUCUCGGGUGAUGCCUGGCCGCUGCAUAGUCCUGGAGCAGGACCUGCAGGAGCAAGUAGAGGAGCGAGACCCGUUCUGUGCUGAGGGAGGCCGUCUGGCAAGGCCGGGGGGAAGGACCAAGGAAUUCUUUGGCUACUGCCAACAGGGAGUCUCUCCUGCCUUCACCAGUGACAAGAAGCACAUCCUAUAUGGAGCCCCAGGGGGCUACGACUGGAAGGGUAUCGUGCGUCUAGAGCCGAUAGACUGGGAUGUGGAUUAUCCUAAGUUACUGGAAACCGGGGAUGAGGGAGAGAACAACCCCAUGCUCAUUCCUGUCAACAUCAGCAGUUAUUUAGGAUUCUCCAUAGGCUCCAGCACCAGUCUGACCAAUAAAGGGGAGCUGAUCAUCGUGACUGGAGCCCCCAGAGCUGGACACAGUGGUGAGGUGCUACUGCUCCGGAGUGAAGAUGGAACAAAAGGUCUGGGUCUGGCACACCGUCUCACUGAGCCUGGGCUGGCCUCGUCCUUUGGCUAUGACCUCGCAGUGGUGGACCUCAACGCAGAUGGGUGGGAUGACCUGGUGGUGGGCGCUCCCCAGUACUUUAAAAAAGAUGGAGAUGUGGGAGGUGCCGUCUACGUCUACAUCAAUCGAGCCGGAGGCAGAGACUGGAACAAUCUUAAGCCUGUCCAUCUCCACGGAAAAAAGGACUCCAUGUUCGGGCUGGCAGUUCGAAGCAUCGGUGAUGUCAAUCAAGACAGAUUCCAAGAUAUUGCAAUAGGAGCACCGUAUGAGGGACCCGGACAUGUCUACAUUUACCAUGGCUCUGCGGAGGGCAUUCUAAAGAAACCCGCACAGAUAAUAAAAGGCGAAGGUGGUGUAAAGUUAUUUGGAUAUUCCUUAGCGGGGAACAUGGACGUAGAUGAGAAUGGAUAUCCAGAUGUAGCUGUGGGGACUCUCUCAGAUUCUGUAUUUGUUUACAGGGCAAAACCAGUCAUAAAUAUUGAGCAGACCUUGACGAUAACCCCUGAUAAAAUCGAUGUAAAAAAUUACAAUUGUGAUCUGCGUCAAUGCUCAAUUACUGUCCAGUCCUGUUUUAGUUUCACCACACAUCCAGCCACCUACAAGCCAGACAUAAAUAUCCGCUACAUGCUGGAAAUAGACCGUCAGAGGAGGGAGUGGAAUCUGCCAUCUCGGGUCGCCUUCAAAGAUCCAUCCCAAGCAGAGGGCACUCUUAGGCUCCGGGGUCCAAAUAAGGAGUGUGUAAGCACAGAGCUCCGACUAAAGACGGACAUCCAGGACAAGGUGAGGGCGAUCCCCAUUAGUGUGUCUUCAUCCCUCCUGGGUGCCAUGUCCAGCCACCAGUCAGCACUCAGUUCACUGCCUGAGCUGAAACCUGUCACCUCACCACAGAACAAACGCACAGCUGAGUUCAAAUUUGUGAAUCUUGGAUGUGGGAACGACAACAUCUGUAGAAGUAACCUUGAUCUACAGUAUCAAUUUGUAUCCAGAAAUAAAGAUACAGACCUCUUCACGCCAUUGAGAAGUGAGAAUGGCACAGCAGUGAUUUCUGCCAGUGACAAAAAGAUUAAUCUGAAGAUAACGGUGACAAAUAAAGGAGGAGAGAACGCCUACGACACUCAGCUGGUUGCCACCAUCCCAGGCCCAAUCUUUUACAUGUCCUACUUUUCCAAGGAGAAAUCUGUGUACUGCACUGCUAAUGCCAAUGGCACCCUGGUGACAUGUCGCUUAGGAGACCCUUUACCCAGAGAUGGAGAGGUUGAUUUGUACAUUACACUGACUACAAUGAAUAUCACCUUGAGCACUUCAGAUGUCAAUGUUACCCUUCAACUGCAAACGACCAGUUCUCAGAAUAUAUCAGCAGUGGCCACCAGAGGCAGAAUCAUCUUUGAUCUUAACCUGCUGGUGUAUAGUCAUGUAAGCCCAUCCCAGGUGUCAGUAGAUGGAGGGAAGGCGAAAGUGGACAGUGAAAUGACAUCAGAGCAAGACAUUGGUAGUCUGGUCGAAUACAACUUUACGAUCAGCAAUCUGGGACUACCUCUGACAUCAUUAGCCACAGUGUCACUGGACAUCCAUUGGCCCAAACUAAAUAAAAAUGGGAAAUGGCUCCUGUAUUUGGUGCAGAUCGAGGGGAAAGAUGGUCAAAAAAUGUCCUGCUCUCCCACACAGGAAAUCAGUCCUCUCCAACACAUCAAGGCUCAAGGCACGUCCAGAGGCAAGCGACAGGCUGAGGAGUCGGAUCUGGAGGCCCUGAGCACUGACGGAAUAUUAUCCAUAUUUGGAAGAAAAAGGAAAUACAAAACACUGGUUUGUGGUGGAGAAGCACAAUGCGUCACUAUAAAGUGUCCCCUACUUGGCCUGGAAGAUAAAGCAGUGGUCCAUCUCAGAUCUCGUUUGUGGAACAGCACAGUUCUUGAGGAGUAUGAGUCCUUGAACUACCUGGACAUUGUGUUCAAUGCCUCGCUCAGCAUCCAUUCAGCUCCAAAAAAUAUCGGCCUCAGGAGCCCCCCUACUCAGGUGAAGCUGACGGUGUUCCCUGAGCGGAAGUCGUUGCUGCACCGCAGGGUGCCCUGGUGGGUGAUCGUGUUAUCCCUCCUGCUGGCCCUGGUCCUAUUGGCUCUCCUGGGCUUCCUGCUGUGGAAGCGUGGCUGCUUCAGUCGUCCGAUGUGUGGCAGAAACAAGAGAGAAUAUCACGUUGUCUCAGAACAUCCCUCUAGAAAGCACUGAAUGCAUUACGACGGUCACCAUUGGCUUUACUUACAGCUUUACUUGAGCACAGGUUGUGUUCAAAUCGUAGCACCUUCUAGAUGUAUGGGAAUGGCCUUGUUACACACUGGGAGCUGGCUAGCAGUCCUGACCAGAGAGACAAAACUGUGGUUCUACAGUACAAAGACUUCUGAGUUGAUACCCGUUUCAACAUUACAUACUUUUUCUAUGCAUUUUUUUGUAUUUUUUAAGUUUCCUGAUUGCUUUCCUACAAAAAAAAAAAAAAAAACAUUUAUAGAUCAAACAAACAUUUUAUUCAUUGGUUUCACAUACACAACGUGUUCCUGACAGUUAGGAAUACGGAUUAAAAACAUUUACAUCACAGUGGAACAUUCAAACAAAAGGUCAUGUUGACUUGUGCCAUCACUGUACAAUUACCUAACAAUGGUAUCAAUGAUUGUAUCAUGGAGUUUACAAAUUGGUCAUUUUGAUUGGACCAAACUCUUUUCAACUUGUGCUUCCCUCAAAACGACAAUUGUGUAUGUGUUUUUUUUUUAUUUAGUUAUCAUUUCUAAAGUGGUAUGGACAUUAUGGACUACGUCACAUAAAGAGUACCAGAACAAUCUACUGUACAUUGGUGUAGUCACCUUACUGUAUGAGUUUUGUUUUGUGGUAUUGUCAUAUGCAAUAGGCAGAAACAGCCCAUCUCAAGGAUUGAACAGUUGACUUAGUAUUACUACACCACCAAACUAAUGUAAUGACAGACAGACACACACACACGCACGCACGCACGCACACAUGCGCGUGCACACACACCAUCCAUAGCACACAAAUAAUGAUAUGCAAACAUUAGUAAAAAUAAGGUGUGUGCUUCAA
Messenger RNA from Alosa sapidissima (American shad), 4050 nucleotides. Its product is annotated as integrin alpha-6-like. NCBI's taxonomy places the organism in Eukaryota, Metazoa, Chordata, Actinopteri, Clupeiformes, Clupeidae. The record is from RefSeq and is a predicted model, not a curated record. Gene Ontology annotation, cellular component: integrin complex; external side of plasma membrane. Gene Ontology annotation, molecular function: integrin binding. Gene Ontology annotation, biological process: leukocyte migration; cell adhesion mediated by integrin; integrin-mediated signaling pathway. The transcript has 27 exons. Bases 37 to 3195 code for a protein of 1052 amino acids.